Messenger RNA from Strongyloides ratti, 1482 nucleotides. Its product is annotated as Neurotransmitter-gated ion-channel transmembrane domain and Neurotransmitter-gated ion-channel family and Neurotransmitter-gated ion-channel ligand-binding domain and Nicotinic acetylcholine-gated receptor, transmembrane domain-containing protein. Gene Ontology annotation, molecular function: transmembrane signaling receptor activity; neurotransmitter receptor activity; extracellular ligand-gated monoatomic ion channel activity. NCBI's taxonomy places the organism in Eukaryota, Metazoa, Nematoda, Chromadorea, Rhabditida, Strongyloididae. The transcript is spliced from 4 exons. Gene Ontology annotation, cellular component: neuron projection; synapse; membrane. Bases 1 to 1482 code for a protein of 493 amino acids. Gene Ontology annotation, biological process: signal transduction; chemical synaptic transmission; regulation of membrane potential. The record is from RefSeq and is a predicted model, not a curated record.
AUGUUACAUAGAGAUUUAUUUCAAGAUUACAUUUCUGAUGUAAGACCUAUACAUAAUGACUCACUUCCAAUAGAAGUUACAAUACAAUUUUGGUUAAAACAACUUUUAAAAGUUAAUGAAAUAGAUCAAACAAUAAGAUUAUACUUAUGGUUAGAAUUAUAUUGGAAAGAUGAGUUAUUAACAUGGGAUCCUAUUAAUUAUGGGAAUAUUACGGAAAUUCACAUUCCGGCAAUAAAAAUAUGGAAUCCAGAUUUGGUUGUUUAUAAUAGUGCAAAUAUGAAUGUUGAAGAAAGUGAUAUGGAAAAGAAUGUUGUUAUAAAAUAUGAUGGAAGUGUUGUUUUAUUUAGAUCAACUAUUACAGAUAUAACUUGUAAUUUAAAUUUAGCUAAUUUUCCUUUUGAUUAUCAAAUGUGUUAUGUUACUUUGGCAUCCUGGUCAAUGGAUAAUUCAAAAAUUCAACUUAAACCUAUUGAAGUAAAAACUAAUAAUUCAUAUCUCGAAUUGUAUGUUCAACAUUCUAUGUGGAGAAUGAUUGGAAUGAAACAUAAAACUUAUUUAAAAUUUUAUGAUUGUUGUAUGCAUGCAUUUCCAGAUAUAACUUAUUUUUUUGUUCUUCAAAGAUCACCUUCAUAUUAUAUAUUUAUACUUAUUAUUCCAUCUACAUUUAUUACUGCUGUAACAAUUGUAGGAUUUUUUACUCCUCACUCAACAACUGGUGAAAAUACAGAAAAAGUUUCAUUAGGUGUAACUGCACUUUUAUCAAUGGCAAUUAUCAUGAUGAUGGUAUCAGAUGAAGUUCCUGCAACUAAUGAUGGUUUACCCUUAAUAGGAAAAUAUUAUAUUGGCUUAAUUGGCCUUAUCUUUUCAGCAGCAUUUUCCACAACAGUAACUUUGCACUUUCAAUUGCGUGCAAAUGUUGGUAUAAGGAUGUCUGAACAAUUAAGAAAUUUAUUAUUUAUAAAAGUUGCCAGAAACAGAAUAUUUCAAUUUUUUUUUUCUCUUCAAAUGAAAAAACGUAGUGCUAGAGACAUGAAUAAUAGCACUUUAUUAUCCGGAUUACAAUCAGUUAACAUUAUGAUAAAUAGUCAUCUUAUUAAAUCAAAUCUUACACAAGCUUUUCUUAAACGUGAUAGUCUCCUUGAGCAUAGUAAUUCAUAUACAAACUUCAAAACUCAUCAAGAUGAUGUUUGGAAGUUAAAUGAAGAUAUAAAUUGCCAAAAAAAUGAAGGGAAUGUUGAUGGAAAAAUGAGGCAAAUAUUUUAUAAAAUAUUAAAUCAUAUUUCUGAUAUAUCUUUUAUCAUGAAACACGAACAGGAAAGGAGAAUUAUAAAAGCAGAAUGGCAACAGGCUGCCAGAAUUCUUGAAAGAUUGUUAAUGUUAUUUUUUCUUGUUGCAACGGCAUUAUUUCAUGUUUAUAUGUUAACUAAUACAUAUACUGAUAUUAUAUUAUCAGACGAAGAACUUGAAAAAAUUAAAAAAUAA